Molecule: messenger RNA, 5454 nt
Organism: Toxotes jaculatrix (banded archerfish)
Lineage: Eukaryota; Metazoa; Chordata; Actinopteri; Toxotidae
Gene: tdrd15
Product: tudor domain containing 15
Exons: 4
Coding region: 1-5454 (1817 amino acids)
Source: RefSeq, a predicted model, not a curated record
AUGACGGUUACUGAUGCUGCUGCCAUGCAGUCAGUGCUGGGCUCCAAACGUCAAAGGUCUCAGAAUUCUGGUCCGUCAGCACCAUGUGCCCUUUGGCCAGUGGACCUCAAGCUAACACACUUGGACUGGAACCCUGAAGCCACCCUGAUUCACUUCCAGGGACAGUACCUUACCAUAUGUGAACUGGACUAUAACAUCUUGCAGGGAGAAAUACAGAAUGUGCCAAAGACAAAAGCUGAAGUGGAUAUUGGAGAGUUUUGCCUUGUAGAGGAUUUGGCUUCAGCCCGCUGGUACAGAGGAAGAGUUCAGAACCGAAAAGAAGGCUUGUUUGAUGUAUUCCUCAUAGAUCACGGUAAUGUCUUGAGUGUCGACGUCAACCACAUAUCUUCCUGUUCAAAUGACCUCUUCAUCCUACCUUCAAAAAUAGUUUGCGGCUUUCUUGCAAAUGUGUUACUGCUUCAAAGUUGUCAUUCUGUGGUGGAAGAAUACUUGUCAAAUCUGAUUGGAAGAAAUGUCACAGGUUACAUUCAAGCCCUCCUUCCCCACAAAGUCCUUUUAUUGGAAGCCCCUGACAUCAACAGUGACCUUGUUAGACAUGGGUUUGGAAGGCAUGUGGACACAGAUACUUUCCUCCUGUUGGUUGAGAUGCUCACAGAGGUGCCGCUCAAACCAAACAUAGAGCCAGUUCCUGACUUACUCAUUGAAAAGCCAAGGGGACAAGAGUUUUGCUUCAGACCAUCCAGUUUGCAGGCAUAUGAAGAGAUUCUGUCAUUCUGUCAGCCUAGAUUGAGUUGUGGGACACAUGCUAAAGUGCGAGUAACUGCUGCUGUCAACCCUGGGCUGUUUUUCUGCCAGAUGGUCAGUAUGGAAACAGAUCUUUGGGAAAUGUCAACGAAGCUGGCUAAAGCUAGUGAGCACAAAACUGAGGAAUUUAAACAGACGACUCCAGAAAACCUGGGUUUACUCUGCUCAGUUAAAGGCAAAGAUGGUAAAUGGUACAGAGGCUUUGUGCAGUUUCUUCCCAUCAACUCUCGUGUUAGAGUUUUGUUCAUUGACUAUGGAUUCUUUGAAUCUGUCAACGUUGAGAACAUCCACAGGCUUCCACCUGAUCUCUCUUCGGCACCCAUCAUGGCAUUACCAUGCUCACUCUCCUCCCUGAGUCAUCAGGAUGAGGCUGUCAAAACUCAGCAGAUGAGUUUGCUCAAGGCAGGCUUGCUUGGAGGACUGUUGGAUAUGGAGAUCAGUAGUUUUGAUGAAGAACAGCAUCUCUAUUCCAUCACAUUGAUUGGUGCUGAAGAUAAUGACGUGAAGGAACCUGAGCCUAUUUCAGAGCUUCCCAGAAGGGAAGCUGAGUCUGUUUUUCAGACUGAAGAAUUGUCACCUCAGGGUGGCUAUUCGUACUGUGAGACUGUCAUGGGCAAAGCACUGGAAGCAGAAGAGGCGCAAGUGGACUCUGUCUUUGUGGGGUAUGUCGAGUAUGUCCAGAAUCCAAGCCACUUCUGGAUCAGGACACAAAAACGCAAAGAUGAGUUUGAAGAAAUGAUGACAAAAAUGGCAGACCACUUCAGUCAAGUGAAGCUGGAUGAAGAUGUACUGGUGAAUCCCAAGCUUGGGACAAUGUGUUGUGCAGUUUAUGAGGAAGACAUGAAUUUCUACAGGGGUGUAGUGACAGACACUCUUGAACAUGGAGCUGAAGUUCUCUUUAUUGAUUUUGGGAACACUGGGAAAGUGCCACACAUGUUGAUCAAGAACAUACCAGAGGCAUUUGCCAGUAAAUCAGCGUUUGCCUUUUGUUGUGCUCUUGCUAAUGUUUUCCCUUUGGAUGAAGUCUGGACCAGUGCUACCUGUGACUUUUUCAGAAAAAUUGUUUCAAACAAAGUCCUGCUAGUCCGUGUUGUCCACAGGAGAAAAAACAAAUUUGUUGUCGACCUCUAUGAGAUGGGAAGUGACAGCAAUCAGAGUAUCACCGAUCUCCUGAUCUCUUCAAAACAAGUUGGAUAUUGGAACAACAUUUCCUCAGAGCCUGUGGUGAAAGACAACACAGGUGUGACAGAAGAAACAAGGUGCCCAAGAUCUAGUGUGACGCCCGACAUCAGUGGGGAUGCAGAGCAACUGGAGUGUGAGGAGGAAGAUAACACAUGCAAAAAUGAAAUCAAGGAGGCUCAAGCCCCUGCCAGCUUCAGAGCUUUACGAAUCAAGCCAGGGUAUGAGUUUGCAGUGCACUGCUCUUACAUCAGUUCUCCAUCAGAUUUCUGGUGCCAGCCUCAAGAUAAGGUUCCAGCUUUGGAGGAGCUGAUGGAUAAAAUUCAGCAGUAUUACUCAGCUAACACAGUUCCCCUCCAAUCAGGGGUUUCCUGUUGUGUCGCCAAGUCACCGGUAGAUGGAAAAUGGCACAGGGCCAUCAUAACAGAAAAACAGAAUGGUCAUGCCAGAGUGAUGUUGGUUGACUGUGGCUUUACCAUCAAAAUCAAAGAGCAUAAUCUUCAGGCAAUAUUACCUGAAUAUGUCUAUUUGGAAGGACAGGCUUUCAGGUGCAGCUUUUCCAACCUGAUUGAACCUACUGACUCCAAGAACUGUGGGGACUGGAGUCCAGAGGUGUGCAACUUGAUGAAAGAUUUUGUCUUCAACAGCUCAAGAGGCCUAAGAUGUAAAGUUGUCUCACAGCUGAAUGUGCAAAAUAAAGGACUGUGCAAUGUCGUGGACCUCUACAACACCCAGACCCAACAGACCAUAACAGGUUGGCUUGUGGAACAAGGCCUAGCAAGAGAAGCAACAGUCUUAACAAAGCAACUGUCGGCAGCAUUACCUGAGUCUUUUGUCUACUCUUCAUAUGAUCUAAGCCCAGGAAAUGAAGAACAAGUCUAUGUGACUCAUGUUAGCAGUCAGUGGGAGGUCUAUUGCCACCUUGCGAGAAACACUGAAAUCAUCGAAGAGCUUGAAGAGAAAAUCUUGGAGGAGAGUGAGAAAAUGAUGAAAGCCAGUGCGAGAACUGUUGUGAGGAAGCUGUGCCUGGCAAAAUACUUGGAUGGCAAAUGGUACAGAGGCUUGGCGCAUCCAGUUCAGUCGCCUCUCCAUCUCAGUGUGUUUUUUGUGGAUUAUGGAAACACAAACAUAUCUGAGAAAACCCAUGUCAUGUUCCUUCCCAGGGACUCUGCUGAUUUGUUGUACACACCCAUGCAGGCUGUGAGAUGUUGUCUUGCUUCAGUGUCCAAGAAAGAGCUCUAUGCAGAUGUGAAGGAAUGGCUUGAUAGAGCAGUCCUCAACAAGCAAGUGAAAGCUGUCAUACUUCAAAAGAGCGAAGAUGGUUCAUUUAUUGUUGAGCUGUUUGACGGAGAUGUUAACAUCAAUGAGAAGGUGAAGGAUCUCAUUUUUAGUCUUUCACCUAAACCAAAGAUCAUUGUCAGUUUUGACACAAGCAGCAGAAAGACCGAACAUAGAACUCACCACACGGGAAACACAAACACCUCAUUCAAGUGCAGGAGUCAACCUGAAUGGGAGGCUUCAAAUUCUCCGUCAUUGAACUGCUGGAGAAGUACUCGAGUUGGGAAUGCACCCCAAAAAAAGAAAAACAAAAAAGAAUAUGUUGAUGGGGAAGCUCAGGACAAGAACACAAAACUCAAACAGCAAAAUGAGGACAAGACAAAGAGCUGUGUCCUGAUAAAACCCUGGAAAAACUCUCAAGUAAAACAGCAAAGAGAGUACUUGGAUAAAAAAACAAAGUCAGAACAACCACAAAAAACAAAUGGAACAGAGAUCCCUCUCCUCUCAUGUUUGCCUGCAAAGAAAAUCAGCGCAGGCCUCAGGGCGAAUUGUUUCGUCUCCCACAUCAACUCAGUCAACAGCUUUUACCUUCAGCUGUCAGAAGAUGAACCUGCUAUCUUGAAAAUGUGUGAAGAUCUCAACUCAGGUAUCUUCAGAAAUUCCUUAAAGGCAACCACAUCUUUGAGAACCAAUGACCUUGUCUUGGCUGAAUAUGAGGAGGAUGGUGCUCUGUAUCGUUCUGUUGUGAAGGACUAUGAAGGCAGUUCUCGCUUCAGAGUUGAGUUUGUUGACUAUGGGAACUCAGCGGUUGUGGGGAGGGAGAAUAUCUGCUUGAUUCCAAAGGAGUAUCUCACUCAGCCAAGAUUCAGCAUAUCAUGCUCUUUGUUGGACACAGGGGCUUGUGAAAAUGAUGCUUCUUUCACUGACGCUGUAAUGGAGAAGCCUCUUAUGGUUGACUUUGUUCGUCAAUAUGGAACUCACUGGGAAGUCAAAGUUGAGAUUCUUGAUGAAGCAGUUGAUCCUCCAGCAGCACUUCAAGCAGCUGUUGAAAACAGUCCUGUAAACCAAAAAGAAAAGGAGGUUCCUGCGAGCUCAGCUGAAAUAGAGGAGAAAGUGAGAUCCUGUGAACAGACCUACCUCAGACCAGAAAUGAGCGAGAGUGAAAUCACUGAAUCCGAACAAACGGUGCCACCUGUUAAAGGUGAAAAUGUCAUGCUCAAAACACCAUGUGUCACGCUGUCAACCAAACUGAAGGUAAAAACCUGCAGGAGCCGUAGAAGAAGACUCACCGCAAACAAGAGUGAUUCAAAGAGGAGUCAGAGAACAUCCACAUUCUCAGUCUGCAUUUUGGCUGAAACCCAAAAUGCAGCAGCAGACGUAAAACCCAGUUUGUACUCGAGCCCUUCUCAGAAACUUGCUUUUGCUCCUGUUGAUAUAGACAAAGUUUACUUUGGCUUGGCUGCUGCAGUGACGACUCCCUUUGAGUUCUGUGUUGUUCUUGAAGACUUGCUUCUAAUCAUGAACAAAGUGUCCAUCAUAUUGGAUGACCUCCCUGGUCAGAUGUCUCCUCUCCCUGAAGCCCACCUCAUCCAUGGCACCUGCUGCCUGGUAAAAUCAGACUCCAAGAACAAGUGGUGCAGGUCUGAAAUAGUGCAUGCUGACACCACUGUGGUCCUAAACCUGGUGGAUUAUGGCCAUUAUGAAUGCAUACCAUACAAAGACUGCUCAAAACUGAAAAGGCUUCCAGAGGAGCUAGUGAAACUCCCAAAAGUGACGUACCCAUGCAUUUUGCGAGGGGUGAAGCCAGUUGGAGUGGACGAACAGUGGACAGAUGAGGCGGCAGUCUUCUUCCAGCAGUGUUUGUACCAGAAGAACCUCCAGAUCUUCUUCAGAGAGUUUGUGGCAAACACACACUGGAAGGUGGAUAUUUUGACAGAUGGCCUCCAUGUUGCCAAGGAGCUGGUGGAUGCUGGACUUGCCAAUUAUAUCGACGUCACGUUGGGACUCAGAUUUCAGGAGCAGAUUCCCUGUGAAGCCCCUCCUGAAGGCCCCGACACUGAGGAAGAGUGUGGCCAGGAAGAUGAAGAAGUCUCUGAUGGGAAGUCACAUCUUUCAAAUGGGGCCACUGAUGAAGCUGAGGAGAAGAUGCCACUCAGCUCUUCCUCUAUGUGUAGUCAUUGUUUCCUGAUUUGA